AUCAGUUUCAUGGGUUUGUUUUCAUUUUUGGAUUUUGUUGUUCAGAUUGUUGUUUACUUGGAUGUGGGUUGAUUUUUGUUUAAUUUUGUAUCUGUUUUUGAGAUAAAAAUAUGAAGUUACUUUAAAUACAAGGAUAAAAUGAUUUCAAUUUGAUCAGAUUUCUCUAUAUUUUGUGCUCAUCGAUUAGUUAUUUAUCUGAUUGGAUUGGGUUUUGGAUUCGAUUUUGGUUUGAUUUGAGAGAUUUAUGAGAUUAGGAAGUGGGACCAGUCUUAGAGUUUCUUAUGAAUAGUACAAGAAUUGAUUUCAGCUCAAAAUUGGAUUUCAAUUCUUGAAUGUCGUAUCGAGAUUCCGCGUAUCGCAGUAUCGGUUUUCCGGUUAUUGAUUCAACCGAACGGAUGAUAUGGGUGAUUGGUGCAGAAGAUUAUAGCUUGCUGCACAUGGACAGUGAAGCUUCCUGGGAGUUUCGGUGCUUGACGACAUUUUCAUCCUGGAGAGUUAGAUUCUUGGGCUGAUUUGGAAGACAUUGUUUUCUUGUUUGGAUGAUCUCCAAUGUCUUUUAUGGAGGAUCAGUUGGACCGUAGAAACUCCACCUAUGCCCUUUCAAGUACAGGAGGUUCGGAAUUUGGAAGCCAGUAUAUGAUGGAGUCAGGUUUUUACAUCACAUCUUUCGCUGCAACAAUUUUCAUAGCAUCAGCAAUAACCCUUGUGGUUCUCUUCAUGACGUUGCUGAUCACAUUGACCGUCAUGCUCCAAUCCUGUCAAAGCCAAAGUGGAGGAGUUAUUGAGCAACAGAAACCAGUAACUGAUACAUAUGCUUACUGUAGGCUCUUCAGUGAACACGCGGAGCUUAAUGGAUUGAGACCUAUUGAGUUUCCGAAGAUCUGUCAUCCAUAUGCUACUCAGUACAUCACUGAGGGUCGAUACUUGGGGGAUUUGGAGUUGACUAUUUCGAUGGCAAAGAAAUACUUCAUUAGUCUGGUACCGAAAGAUAACUUUGAUAUUGUGUUGAUUGAUUUAGAUGACAUCUUGCAGUCUAAUAAUCCUCGUAACACCAGUCAAUUACAGCUCAGGCCUGAUUUGAAUGAUGUGGUUGUUCGAAAUCGGAUUGAAGAGCUGGACUAUUCAGUUAAAUCGAUUUUGCUUGAAUUUCACUCUAAGCUCCGAGAUAGUGGUUGGGCAGUGAUUUACAUCACUAGGAACCCUGAGAAGCAGCGAAAUGCCACAAAAGAGAAUCUUCUUUCUGCAGGAUAUGGAGGCUGGACUUCUUUGAUAAUGAGAACUGACGAAGAGAUGAAAUUAGAGACAUGGGAAUAUUUGGCAAGGAGAAGGAAAGAGCUCAACAACCAAGGAUUCCGCAUCAGAAGUGUAAUUAGCAGCAAAAUGGAAGCCUUAACUGGGCCGUGUUCAGGGACUCGCAAUUUCAAGCUUGCAGACCCUAUCUACGGAUUGAGAGUACGUCCAAAGAGCUUGGAAUUUGGUACAUAGGAAAGUGAAGCUUUACAAGUUCAAUCUCUUGCGGUACAGUUGUAGUUUGCAGUCUAUAGUUGGCUCAGAGUACAUAGUUUAGCAACUAGUACAUAUUGUAUAUUUGUGUUGAACAAAUCAUAAUACCGAAAUCUUAAAAUCAUUUGCAAUGAAAGAUAUCUGAAUAUAGAA
This is a messenger RNA of Papaver somniferum (opium poppy), 1656 nucleotides long. RefSeq lists its product as uncharacterized. The record is from RefSeq and is a predicted model, not a curated record. The transcript has 6 exons. The coding region runs from base 550 to 1485 and encodes 311 amino acids. NCBI's taxonomy places the organism in Eukaryota, Viridiplantae, Streptophyta, Magnoliopsida, Ranunculales, Papaveraceae.